Messenger RNA from Rotaria sp. Silwood2, 4317 nucleotides. The record is from the annotation of a GenBank genome assembly. NCBI's taxonomy places the organism in Eukaryota, Metazoa, Rotifera, Eurotatoria, Philodinida, Philodinidae.
AUGGACACCGUCGGUGUAUUCCUCGGUUAUGAAGACGGAACCUUUGCUAAUCAGAAGACAUAUUCAACUGGUUCUGGUUCACAUCCCAUUUCGGUUGCGCUUGGGGAUUUUAAUAACGACUAUCGGCUUGAUAUUAUUGCUGGGAAUUUCGGCACUAACAGUAUUAGCGUACUUUUGGGAUACAGUGAUGGCACUUUUGCAAACCAAUCUGUGCUUUCACUUGGUGCUUCUCGUCCGAAAUCGAUCGCCAUUGGUGAUUUCAAUAACGAUGGUCAUUUGGAUAUUGCUGUCGCCAACUAUGGCACUAACAAUGUAGGUAUACUAUUGGGACACGGUAAUGGAUCUUUUGAAAUUCCAGUUACGUAUUUCUUACCUUAUUCUAUUCCGUAUUCUAUCGCUAUUGGUGACUUCAAUAAUGAUCAACAGCUAGAUAUUGCAGUCACCAACUAUGAUACUAACGGAGUUAGUAUACUUAUUGGAUAUGCAAAUGGAACUUUUGCUUCACCCAUGACUUUUUCAACUGGUUUGGGAUCUUAUCCAUAUGCGGUUGUUGCUGGUGAUUUCAACAAUGACAAUCAACUCGACAUUGUUGUCACUAAUUCGGGUACUGACACUGUUGGUGUAUUUCUUGGAUAUGGAAAUGGAAGCUUUGAAAAACAAGAAACAUAUUUCAUUGGUGCUAGCUCUAGACCAUCUUACGUAGCUUUAGGGGAUUUCAACAAUGAUCAACAACUCGAUAUUGCCGUCUCUAAUACAGGUACUUACAAUAUAAGUAUAUUUAUUGGAUUUGGAAAUGGAACUUUUGCAAUAAUAGCAACACACUCAAUCAGCUCUAAAUCGAGUCCAUUUGGAAUCGCCGUUGGUGAUUUUGAUAAAGACAACCAAUCGGAUAUUGUCGUAGCUAAUGCUGAAACAAAUAGUAUACUUUUACUUACUGGCUAUGCCACAAAGCCAUCCAAGACUCCAAAUACAUACUCUACCGGGGUAGGUGCCGACUCAUAUUAUAUGGUUACCGCUGAUUUCAACAAUGAUAACCAGUUGGAUCUCGCUGUUGUUAACUUCGGAGUUGACAACAUAGGUAUAUUCCUUGGAUAUGGUAACGGAAGUUUUGCGAAACAAGUAACAUAUUCAACUGGAGACGGAUCAGCACCGGCAACAGUUGCGAUUGGUGACAUCAACAAUGAUAACCUGUUAGAUAUUGUCGUCGCUAAUCUCCACAGCGACGAUUUUGGUGUGCUACUUGGCUAUGGUAACGGAACGUUUGCAAACAUUCGCUCAUAUUUUCUCGGUGUAGCUUCUAGUGCAAUAGCGGUCGCUGUCGGUGAUUUCAACAAGGACAAUCAUUUAGAUGUUGUUUUUGCCAACUAUGGUCCGAACACUUUAAGUAUAGUUCUCGGACAUGGAAAUGGCAGUUUUGGGAAUGUAACCACUUUUACUACUGGUGAUGGUUCUCGUCCGUACUCUGUCGCCAUAGAUGAUUUUAACAACGAUAGUAAUCUAGAUAUUGCUGUCGCGAAUGCUGGUACAGAUAACGUAGGUAUUUAUCUUGGACAUGGUAACGGAACAUUUGUAGCUUUAACAACUUAUUCAACUGGAUAUGCCUCAUUUCCAGAGUAUGUUUGCAUUGGUGAUCUCAACAAUGAUAAUCUACUUGAUAUCGUCGUCGCCAAUAGCUACGCGAACAAUGUAGGUGUUUUUCUUGGUUAUGGGAAUGGUUCGUUCGCAUCACAAAUAAAGUACACAACUGGCUUGGGAUCGAGUCCACUCGCACUGACGCUUGGUGAUUUGAAUAAUGACGGCCGUCUCGAUAUUGCUGUUGCCAAUGAGGGUUUAAAUAGUGUGGGUGUUUUGCUUGGAUACGGUAAUGGAAUUUUCGGAAGUCAAAUAAUUUUUCCAACUGGUGAUACUUCUCAUCCCGCUUCAGUUGUCAUUGCUGACGUCAACAAUGAUCAUCGUCUGGAUAUUGUUUCAGUUAACCGUGGCACAAGCAACAUCGCUGUAUUACUUGGACAUCCGACUACAAUUAGUACAAAUCUAACAAUCUAUUCAACUGGCUCUAGUUUCCAAGCAAACUCAACUACCGCUCAUGAUGUUCAGAAUGACUAUCAAAGGAAUUCGGCUGGUGUCGUAGAAAAACAGAACGAUAUCCCUACAUUACUACUAGGAGAUUAUUAUUCAGAUUUUCAAACCGAAACAAUAUAUUCAAUGGGAUCUGGUUCACAUCCAUUCUCGAUCGCUGUAGGUGAUUUGAAUAAUGACACUCAUCUGGAUAUGGUCGUCACCAAUUCAGGAAAGGGAAAUAUAGGCGUAGUUCUAGGAUAUGGUAAUGGAUCUUUUGCAAACGAAAUAAACUAUUCAAUUGGUCUCGACUCUCGACCACAGGACGUGAUUCUCAGUGACUUUGACAACGACAAUAGACUGGAUAUGUUUGUUACCGACUCUAUUGGUGAUCGUAUAAGUAUAUUUGCAGGAUUAGGAAAUGGAAAUUUUACCAUUGACACAACGAUUUGGACUGGCUCUGGAUCACAGCCGAACUCAUUGGCAAGUGGUGACUUUAACAAUGAUAAUUUAUUAGAUCUUGUCAUUACUAAUCAAGGAACAGAUAGUAUAGGCCUUCUGUUGGGAUUCAAUUAUUCAGUUUUUGGAAAUAAAACAGUGUACAACACGGAUAAUUUUUCGGCUCCAGCCAGUGCCGCCAUGGGUGAUUUGAAUAAUGACAAGCGACUUGACAUUGUUGUCUGCAAUUUCGGCACUCAAAGUGUUGGCGUGUUUCUUGGAUAUGGUGAUGGAACUUUUGCGCCGCAAACUAUUUACGCUAAUGUAACUGGAUCACAUCCCAAGGGAGUUGCUCUUGGGGAUUUUAAUAAUGACAAUUAUCUCGAUAUUGCAACCGCUAAUUGGGGUCUGAAUAAUAUAGGUGUACUUCUUGGAUAUGGCAACGGGACAUUUCCAUCACCCUUAUUUUAUUCAACUGGAUUUGCUUCACGUCCAACAUCUAUCAGCGUUGGAGACUUCAAUAAUGAUAAUUACUUGGAUAUUGUCGUCACUAGGUAUGCUUUGGAAAGUGUCGGCGUAUUUCUUGGAUAUGGAAACGGAACUUUUGAUAAUAUUAAGACGUAUUAUACAGGGAAAUCUUCGGGUCCAUAUUCGGUUGCCGUCUAUGAUCUUAAUAAUGACAGUUACAUGGAUCUUGUUACGGCCAAUAUCAUCGGUAAUAAUGUAGGUAUACUUUUUGGAUAUGGCAAUGGAAGUUUCAGAGACAUAGAAAUUUAUUCAACUGACUUUGGUUCCGGUCCACAAUAUGCUGCAGCAGCAGAUUUCAACAAUGACACUAUACUAGAUGUUGUCGUCGCUCUCAUUGAUGCCGGUGGCGUAGGUAUAUAUCUUGGACAUGGCAAUGGUAGUUUUUCACGUAUUAUGAUCUAUAACACUGGUUCUGACUCAGGUACAAAACAUGUCAACUUCGGUGAUUUCAACAACGACAAUCAUCUCGAUAUUGCUGUAGCCAAUAUCUUUACUGGCCGCGUAGGCAUCCUUUUUGGAUAUGGCAAUGGAUAUUUUAUGAGCAUCACCCUAUAUGUAAACGAUGUUGGUCUUAUUCCGAACUGGAUUCUUGUUGGUGAUUUUAACUCUGAUACUAGACUGGAUUUAGUCUUUGUCGAGGAAAGUGAAACCAAUUUAUGGGUAUUACUGGAAACUGGUAAAAAGCAUUUUGGUAGUCAAACGACUUUGUUAAGUUAUGAAGGGUCUAAGCCAUCUUCUAUUGCUGUUGGUGAUUUCAACAACGACAAAUGCUUAGAUAUAGCCAUUGCUAAUUAUGGUACUGACAAUAUAGGUAUACUUCUUGGACAUGGUAAUGGAAGUUUUGAAAACAUGACAAUCUAUUCAACAGGGAAUGGAUCUCAACCAUUAGCAAUAGCCUUGGGUGAUGUUAACAACGAUACUUUAUUAGAUAUUGUAGUUGCCAAUUCUGGGACUGACAAUAUCGGUAUUUUUCUUGGAUAUCAUAAUGGAAGUUUUGCAGCAUUAACGACGUACUCAACUGAAAAAGGGUCACGUCCUAUGUCGAUUGCCAUAAGUGACUUCAAUAGCGAUCAAUGGUUAGAUAUCGCUGUCGCAAAUUUCGGCAGUAACAAUAUUGGUGUAUUUCAAGGAUAUGGCAACGGAACUUUUAAAAAGCAAACGACAUAUUCAGUAGGGUAUGGUGGUCACCCGAGUAAGGUUGCUGUUGGAAGUUUUACCAAUGACGAUUGGAUGGAAAUUGCUGUAGCGAACUAUGAUAAAGACACUGUACUACUUCUUUUAAAGAUGUGUUGA